AUGGUGAAAAGAUUUGCAAGAAAAUACAAGUUGGUAGAGCGCAAGGCUCUUAACCUUGUGGUCGUGGGUUCGAGCCCCACGUGCCGAUUUUGUGUGAACCGUACACACUAUCACACACAACCUUAUUCUACACACACUACUCUGUCAAACCCAAUCGAAGAUCAAAAACCUCCUUCUGCGAUUCUUGCUCCUUCACUUUCUCACAAAGAGAUCAAAAGUUCUCGCGAAACUGCCAUGAGAAACGAAGAGUUUGGAGCUUGUUUGAACGGGUUUCCUAAUCUUCACCAUUCCAACCUCAUGCCACAACCUUCCACUGCUUCCACCAACGCCUUCCCGAUGUGGGGCGAGAACAACAUGAUCAACGACAACCAUGAUGUUGAUGUGUUGUUGUCUAAUGAUUUUGCUAGAAUGAGUAUUUUAAAUGAACAAGGGAAUGGUGGAAACAAAACCAGAGGACAUGGACAUGGACAUGGAUAUGGUGUUGAUGUUAUGGACUCAUGGUACACACAUGCAUUCCCACACUCACAGUCCAACUCACACUCACUCUCACAAACACCUAGUAAUUCUUUGGAUAGAUAUGCACAUGUUGGUGAAGAAAGGGGUUCCCCAUGGUCUGUUUGGGGUGUGACGGCUUCUUCUGAUGUCAAGGGGCACACUUUUGGACCCCCAGUGGAGUCUAACCAAAGGAGGAGCACUUGUUAUGGAAACUUUCAAAUGCCGAACCCGAUUCUUGCCAGAGGGGGUUUUGCAAUGGAUUAUGAUGUGAGUAGUCCUUUCAUGCUCUCUCAAAGUCAAUCCAUGAUGCAACAACCCAAGCUUGCUAUGAAUGUGAACACUCCAUCGCGGCAUUUUUUCCCUGCAGUGAAAGAAAGAGCAUCGACAAGGGUGGUUGUAGCCCCCAGUGGUGAAUUUUCCCAUUCUAGAGGGGACCCUAUGGCGUUUCAAUGUGAUGGUGGUUUUAUCAUGCAAGAGAAGGAUGUAAUAUGUUGUGUUGGUGGUAGAGGGUGCAAUUCUUUGAGGGGUUACAGAGAGAGUUUACCUUCGCCAGCUCACGCAGUGGCAGAUGAAGUUCCUCAAUUAAUUUCUUCUCGUGUUCCUACCAGACAGGAAAAGAAUGGCGCUCUUGCAAGUGAUGUUUCUCUUUCUCCGAGGCCAUUGUUGUUCAAUUUUGGCCCUUUGGUUAAGUUCGAAGGUUACAUUUACCACCUGGCAAAGGAUCAGAACGGUUGCCGUUUUUUACAGAGGAUGGUUGAUGAGGGCACCUCUGAAGAUGCACAAAUAGUGUUUAAUGGAGUUAUAGAUGAUGUUGUUGAGCUUAUGAUGGACCCUUUUGGGAAUUACCUUGUGCAAAAGCUGAUUGAUGUGUGUGCAGAAGAUGAAAGGCUGCAGAUUGUGUCAAUGUUGACUAAAGAACCAGGGCAACUAGUCAAAACCUCUUUCAAUACACACGGGACUCGGGUGGUUCAGAAGUUGAUUGCGACUGUCAACUCUAGAAAUCAAAUUGCAAUGCUGAGGUCUGCCAUUCAACCUGAUUUUCUUGAUCUUAUUAAGGAUCUGAAUGGAAAUCAUGUUAUACAACGUUGCUUGCAAUACUUUAGUUGUAACGAUAAUGAGAGGCAGGAGUUUGUUGUAAACUAUCAUGGUUACGGUUAUGAUAGAUGGUUGUAUAAACAUAAAGGAAAUACUAUUUCAGAGCUUUCUAGAAAUUUUAUUUUUGAUGCUGCUACAAAUUUCUGUGUCGACAUAGCUACUCAUGAACAUGGGUGUUGUGUACUACAACGUUGCAUUGAUUACUCCAUCGGAAAGUACCAAGAUAAGCUGAUAAAGGAAAUAUGUAGACAUGGGCUUAUUCUUGCUCAAGAUCCAUUUGGAAAUUACGUUGUUCAGUAUAUUAUAGAGAUGGAGAUAUCAAGUGCCUCAUCCAAGCUGCAUUCUCAAUUCAAAGGGAAUUACGUGAACCUUUCCAUGCAAAAAUUUAGCAGUCAUGUGGUUGAAAAAUGCCUCAUGCAUAUUGCAGAGAGCAGGUCCAGAAUAGUCCAAGAAAUGUUAUCGUUUCCUCACUUUGAGCGGUUAUUAGCAGACCCAUAUGCCAAUUAUGUUGUUCAACGUGCUCUGGGAGUGACCAAGGGUUCUCUCCAUACAUCUCUAGUGGAAGCAGUUCGACCCCACAAAAUCUUGCGCACCAACCCUUAUUGCAAGAGGAUUUUCUCGAGGAACCUACUUAAUAAGUGA
Molecule: messenger RNA, 2232 nt
Organism: Sphenostylis stenocarpa
Lineage: Eukaryota; Viridiplantae; Streptophyta; Magnoliopsida; Fabales; Fabaceae
Source: the annotation of a GenBank genome assembly